AUGUCUGACAUCCCGACAGGUAGGAAAAUAUCAUCUUUUUAUAUUUAUUCGAAUGAUGUUUCAGACAGUUACAAUCAACAAACGGUUGUUCCGGAACAUGAAACUCCACUCGUACCCUUUUCCAAUUCUAUGUUGGUUGAAAAAGAUGGAAUUGUUUUGAAGAGGUAAAUUCAGAGCGGUCAACAAUAAAUUUUCAUUUGCCGAACCUAACAGCCCCAGUCGCGGAAGUCCCAAUUUCAGUAACCCCUCCACACCCAAGCGUGCCAAUUUUGGGUGAGUUUUUGUUUCGGUUCAAUUUUUGGUUCACUGAGAUUUCGAAAGUGUAAUUGCAAAAGCGAAUUUUUCAGAAGAAAUCUCUUAUCGGGAAGCAUCCAUUCAAGAACACAUUGGCGGGAACCGGAAGACCAACGUUUUAAAACUGUCGUCCGCGACCCUCCUGGGUGAGAUAUCACAAUAAUAUCUUUUUGUUUAAAGUAUAGGAUUGCCAUACAAAGUUUUCGAACUAUCAAAAAACCAUUUGAAACAAUAUAUAUCGUUACCAAGACGGGAAUCAUACAAAGACAUGUGUAUUCUUUUGUUGCAAAAAAAAACUUCUUUUUAAAUGGAGACAAAAAUAUUUUAUUGUCUCAAAUCAGUGGUUAUCAAACAAAAUCUUCUACUUGAGCCUACUGAUCAUAAUCUAUAGUUGAUUCACGGCCAGCUUGGGACUCUAAAAGGGCGUGUCCUGUCUUCGCUCUCCACGAGCCAGGCGCUAUCUCGUGCAUUAUCGUGUCAGGACCCGUUUCUCGAUGGCUCAAGCCACCCGUGAAUAAGCUAUAUGACUGCUGAUAUUUUUUUUUCGAAUGUCCAUCUCUCAAUGAAAUUUUUUUCAGAUACCGUGAAGAUUGGGAUUUGAAGGAUGACGAUUUUGAUCUGUGGUCAACCUCUGAUACUUCUCGUAAAAGCUCACGGAGCGAGUGAGUUUUCUUGGUAAAUGUGAGAAAAAAAAAUUGUUUUCAAGGUUUCGACAGAAACAAGACGGGUAUUCUAGCGAUGAGAACGAAUCAGAAGAAAGCGGUCUAAGAGUGAGACGAGACCCUUUUCCUAUUUGAAAAAUAAAUAAUUUCAGACCGAAACAGAUGAAUUCAACUCCUCUCUCAAGGCUCCUUCGAGAGGAAGGAUCGCAAACAUUCGUCGAGAAAGUAACUGCUCAGCAGAUUGUGAAGUGAGUUUUUCUGUUAUUUGUUCUUGAUGAAAAAUGAUUUUUACAGGUUGCGUACGAACGACUGGUCAGCUCCUCCCAAAAGGUGUCGACCGGAUUUGACGAUAUUGUCGUUGUUUCGGAGCACCCUGUCACGGUUUGCAGUGAAUAUACUGGUUCUGACUUCGAUCACAUUGCUUCAGGUGCCGCCGAGCGCUUCGGAUUCGGCUCGCAAGAAGAACACCGCGCCCAGCGUUGGAGAACCCAUUUCCAUCCUGACCAACGUUUUUCUGGCUCAGAGCUGCUCGCCAAGUCCUACCCGUUCACUCGAAAACUUCAAGGUUUGAUCGAAAAAAAAAAAUGAAGAUUGAAAGUUUGAUCGAGUUUUGCUGCGCCUUGAGUCACAAUCUUUAGAAAACAAUCAUACACCAGAUAAACUACUGAUUCGUUUGCGCUUCGUUUUUUUCAAUGCAGAACAAAUUUUCUAAAUUAUGCAAUUUAUGGUACAAAAAAAAAUGUCAACAAUGAAAAAGAUUUUCCCGUUGGCUCUGAAAUUUUUUGCUUCAAAGCAUUCUACAAAAAAAGCCUAAUGAAAAUUAUGUACCGUUUUAGAAACGGUUGAAGCUGCUUUUUCAAACUUCUAGCCACGGCAUGAUAAUUAUACGACUUCAUCAAGUAAAAAAAAUUUCAGCAAUGUUAUUCCCCAUCGACGCAACAAAUGGUCCGACCCAACAUCCCUUAUUCUCCUAGUCCUCAAUCGAGUCCAACGAAUAGCCCAAGCGCAGCACAUCGAUUGACCCUUGGGUACUCGAAAUAUCGACAAAAAAAAAAUAAAAGAUUUACAGAGUCCCUGGCAGUCGAGCCCCAAUAAAAGUCCGGAAUACUUUAAAACGGAAACUGACGAGUCUUGAGGCUGAGGUUGAAGCUAAGAAGUUGUUUGCUCCCAAGGGAAGCUCCUCGCCUCUUGUAAUGGACUCUCCAGGCGAUUUUUCUAUAUUCAACCCUCUGCGGAGAAACGUUUGGUACGUGCCUGCUGCGACAGUAGCUGGACAUGAAAAGGUAACUGUUAUGAACUGUUAAAAAAUUUUCGAUUCCUUGAGCGAAAAAGUUCUGUAACUAUAAAAAAAUGUGAAAUUUAAUGAAUGAGGUCAGAAAAAAAUAUUUUUAAAUAUUCUGGAAAAACAUUUUUUUCCAUUUGAAAAAAAGUUUCAGCCUUACGAAUGUGGCUCAUGAAGUUAGUUUCUAUUGAAUAUUCAUUGAGUCGUUUUGUUUUAGGCAAAAAACAUGGAUAUUACAACGAAUACAUUCGGAACCUCUGAACGAAAUGGCAGUGGUCUGAUGGAACACGACGGUAGAAGUCGCGAUACUUGUUGCAAGUGCAAAAAGAAAAGAGACCGAUCUGCUCCCGCACGGUUGAACGCAACUGAAAUUACGGUAAGAAGGAAAAUGGCAUAAGUUGAAAGUGCAAUGGGAUUUUCAGUAUCCACUUGAGGCUCUUCAAAAUUCUUUCAUUCGUCAUCAAUCCGAGCCGCCAAUGCUAGUACCUUUUAGCGAAGAAUGGAAAAAGCAGUAUAGGGAGAUGGUGAGUAAGAAAUUUCAGCAAGAAAGCAACAGGAAAAAUCUGCAAAAAUCUUUACUCAUGUAUAUAAUUCAUGUGGGUAGUCAUUGCGGUGCGUUCCGACGUCAUUUCGAUAAAGAAACGCCUUCUUGGAAAUCAUUUUCAGAAAUCUUAUAUGAAAUACUUGAGCAAGUUUUUCAAAUUCAUUUGAUGUGAAUAAUUAAUAUUUUAAAACGAGGAACAUAACGAAAAUCAAAAAAAUGCAAGCAUUUUACUGAUCGGCUUUGAAGCGAAAGCGUUCCACAUGAACUGCAAAGACGGCGAUCGGCAUUUCAAACCUAAAAAGUGAACUGUGUUAGUUCAAAUUUGCUUUCCGGUAUACGCAAUAUUUGAAGGCCUGAAAAAAAUGGUUAGCUUAGAAAGAGAGGAAAUAAUCUCUGCAAUAGAAAAAUAUCUGAAAAAUAUUAGAAAAAAUUUGUGUAUCAAAGUUUACACUUAAAGACCCCCAAUGUCAAGUUUCAAAGUCAUGAUUGAACUAACCUUCUUUCUGCGAUAUCUUUGCUGAAUUUUCAACUUUCAGCGGGUUCCCCGUGUCGAGCCCCCAGAUGAACCGGGAAUGUUUACUUCGGCCUGCUACUAUGUCGCUAACUCGCCGCUCCUGCCAUCUUGUGAACUCCCGCUCUGCGCUCUCUGUGAAGCGUCGGAAAGGGCUGCGCUGGAAAAAAUGGGAGUUCAAGUGAAGCCGAAUUUCUUCUCCGACGACCCGACCAUCGACUAUUCUGAUUUUUCCAAUGCAAUGCCUGCGGAAUACAAGCAAUGGAAGGAUUUUCACUCACGAAAAAUGAUAAUUGGGCCUAGACCAGCUUUUCAAAUCGAAGACAAGAACAUGCAGAACGAAGAUGAAUGCAUCUAA
This is a messenger RNA of Caenorhabditis auriculariae, 3651 nucleotides long. Lineage: Eukaryota; Metazoa; Nematoda; Chromadorea; Rhabditida; Rhabditidae. The record is from the annotation of a GenBank genome assembly.